Messenger RNA from Salvia splendens (bonfire salvia), 1144 nucleotides. Its product is annotated as zinc finger protein CONSTANS-LIKE 6. Gene Ontology annotation, biological process: regulation of DNA-templated transcription. Gene Ontology annotation, molecular function: protein binding. NCBI's taxonomy places the organism in Eukaryota, Viridiplantae, Streptophyta, Magnoliopsida, Lamiales, Lamiaceae. The record is from RefSeq and is a predicted model, not a curated record. Bases 163 to 1023 code for a protein of 286 amino acids. The transcript has 5 exons. Gene Ontology annotation, cellular component: nucleus.
ACCAGAAUGCGAGUGGCAACAUCCCAUCCCAUCCAACAUAAGCGGAAAUCCAAAAAUCGAGUCCUAUCUCUAAGCUGAGCCAAUCACAUGCCACCACGUGUACGGAGAAAGCUACUCCCAAGCUGAUCAUCUUCUUCUUCUUCCAGCAAAACUCCUCUCUCAAUGAACAAAAAACGACGCUGUGGAGCUCGCAAAUCCAGAGUUUCUAAGCCUAAAAAGCCCAAAUUCCUCAGCCUCCGCCGCCAGUUCCCUCCGGAUGAGAUGCAGGCCCCCGCCGCCUCCGCUGAUUCCCGCCAGCUCGACCUAUUCCCUCUCCACCCCGACCACGACCGAGAAUGCCAGGAUCAAGCCGAGAACGUCGCCCUAUUUUUCUCCGCCACCGACGACGGCGGCGCCACCACCACCCUCACCGGCCUUCUCGACAACUCCUCCGCCGUCGACUCCAACUCCUCACACACAAACAACAACAGUUCCAGGGUGGACUAUUUAUCGCCGUCGUCAGCGUCGCUAACAUACGCCUACGGCGAGGAGCGGGCGGCGCUGGUGCGGACGGCGUUGAGGAGCAGGGAUCGGGAAUCAGGCGAGGAGAAGUGGGUGAGGUACUCGGAGGUGGUGGAGAGGAAGGUGAAGGAGGAGGAGGUGACGAGCUCCGCCGUGGACCGGCGGCCCUCGGCGGCGCAGCGUAUGUCACUGAAGCUGGAUUACGACGAAAUCAUGAACGCUUGGUCCAACAAAGGGCCACUCUUCGUUGACGGUGGGGAGACUUCGCAGAUAGUCCCCGACGUUAAACACCAUUUUCUCGGAGUGAGCUGGGAUUAUAACAAUUCAGGGUUGUGGACAGUUCCAGAAAUUGAAAAGGGAGAGGAAAUGAAGAAUGUUGAAGGGCAAAGGAAAGCUAGUGUGUUAAGGUACAAAGAGAAGAGGCAGAAUAGGCUCUUCUCCAAGAAGAUUCGAUAUCAAGUUAGAAAACUCAAUGCUGAGAAACGACCUCGGCUCAAGGGUCGAUUUGUGAAGAAGAGCUGAGAGAGAGAGAGAGAGAUAGGAAGUCUAGUGAUGAAUCCGCGAAUUAUUGAUGUUAAUAAAUGCUGGUAGAGAAUGAAGAUUAUGACACAGAAUUUUACGUGGUUCGAUUUACUGAGGUAAA